GAAAAUUGAAAGUAAACUAAGAGCAGCACAUUUCUGGAGCGUCUUUAAAUUUUAAUUACUUUUAUAAAAUUUAUUGCAAUAAAAAAAAACUUGUUAAAUUAAAAAUAAUGUCUAUCAACACAAAUUGGAAUGUCGAUUAUUAUAAAGCCGAACACGAAAGCGAGGAACAUUGGAAUCUAAGAAAGCGUUUCAUGGAAGUCCACAAGCACAAAUUCACUGAAGAUGAAAUUGUUUGCCUGGCACAGGUCUUCACAAAUGUCGAAUUCAUGGGCUGCAAAUAUCCAGACGAAACUAUGCGUCUAGUCGGAGAACUAUCCCAAGAAGUAGCAAAAGACUUCCGCGCCGAACGCUCGAAAAAACUCCAACGGACAUUCGUUAAAGCUUCCGAUGCUGCCGAAGCCAGGGCCAAAGUAAGAAGAAUACAACCAGUAGCAGGUGAGUCAAGUAACAGGAAAGGGGAAGCAAAGAGAAGACAAGGAUUUGGAGAUAAUAGCUCACAAAAAGGUUCCGAUGAUCCUUCAAUAAACAAGAGCACACAACAAAGCGCCAAUCUCAUGAAAAAUAUGAAGUACGGCAAAUUUGUUGUGUACCUAAUCGGUGGGAGAAAUUGUUUACAAGUUUCAGGCAUGAAAUGCUCAACUCAAGUCACCGAAAAAGAGACGAAUGUCAAUGGAAAGAAACAACUAGAAAUACGCAUUGGAAAUCAAUUGGCCGCAAAAGCAGUUAGUGAUAAUAUAAAAACUGCUAAAGCUGAAGCAUUCGAGACGGCUAUGAGUGACCUCCGGAAACACUGCUACUUUAUUAAGCUCAAUCCGAACGCUGAAUGCAUCAAUAUAAACAAAUCAAAUGAUCAAAUCGUAGCCAAUGUCAAGCAAGCUGAACUCACAGAAAAAAAAAUCGACAGCUCGAAUAUUGGCUACAAAAUGAUGAAAAUGAUGGGAUGGUCAGGUGGUGGGUUAGGUUCCAGCACUCAAGGCCGUGAGGAUCCUGUUGGUUACCUCUUGAAGAGUAACCGCUCCGGACUGGGUUCCAACAACAAAAUCGACCGAAAACAUUUUCAACAAAUAUUGUACAACUACCUCGAGUCGGACGAUAUAAGAGAUUUGCAUUUCGAACCAACAUUCACAAAAGAAGACAGAGCUACACUUCAUGAAAUUGCCGGGAAAAUGGCCCUAAAAUCAUCAAGUCAUGGAAAAGGUGAAGCCAGAAGCUUAGUAAUCAGCAAGAAGAACAUUUCAAGUGAAGAGAUUCUCAGAGAAGUCCUCAUCAAUCAGAAGCCGAGCUUUUGCAAUAAAUAUUGUGUCCAAGUGCCGCCAAACAAAGCUAAAGAAUUGUCUCUGCACACUGAUCAUCUUGAUUUCUAGAUCGCCCACAUUUCUUUUAGCUUCCACUUUUCUUCAACUUGUCAGCACCUUCGCCAACUGGAAGGACAUACUUUUUUUAUACAAAUAAAACGCAUUUACAAAUAGUCGAAAAAAA
Molecule: messenger RNA, 1479 nt
Organism: Eupeodes corollae
Lineage: Eukaryota; Metazoa; Arthropoda; Insecta; Diptera; Syrphidae
Exons: 6
Coding region: 108-1364 (418 amino acids)
Molecular function (GO): nucleic acid binding
Source: RefSeq, a predicted model, not a curated record